This is a messenger RNA of Onthophagus taurus, 2058 nucleotides long. The record is from RefSeq and is a predicted model, not a curated record. NCBI's taxonomy places the organism in Eukaryota, Metazoa, Arthropoda, Insecta, Coleoptera, Scarabaeidae.
AUGAAAGAGAUAACUGAAAAUUGGAACAAAUUUAAAACCAAUCUUGAAUCUUUAUCAAGUUUACGUUUACCUAGAUUGAUUAUUUCACCAAAUUCUAAAUCUGUUGAACUUCACAUUUUUUGUGAUGCUACGUCUUUUCUAUGCGCCAAAUCCCGAGUGGCGCCACUCAAAACUCUUUCCAUACCACGGCUCGAGUUAUGCGGAGCUGUUCUCCUCGUAGACCUUCUUCAAAAUAUAAAAGAAGCGUUAUUACGCACGAUCAGAAUAGAUUCUAUCACGGGUUGGACGAGCUCCCAAGUUACGUUGGCUUGGAUUUGGUCCGAACCUAGUCGCUGGAAAGUUUUCGUUGCUAAUCGUGUUACUCACAUACAAGAACAUUUACCAUCAUCUUCAUGGAGAUAUAUAUCUUCUCAACAAAACCCCGCCGAUUGUGGUUCUAGAGGUUUAUUUCCAAGUCAAUUAAUUCCAUAUGAACUGUGGUGGAAAGGUCCUUCCUGGCUUCGGGAACCUCCAGAGAAUUGGCCAUCCAAUGUUCGUUUAAAUUCAGAAACCACAGAAAUUACAAAUGAACAAAAACCGAAUACUGUUCAUGUUUUAGAAAACUCAACUCAUGUUAUAGAUCUAUUACUUUUAAAAUUUUCAUCGAUUUCAAGAAUUAAACGUACCUGUGCUUACAUUUUACGUGUUAUUCAUCAUUGUCGUAAACGAAAACGCUAUCUAACACUACAAUUGUUGCCUUUUAAAACCCAAAAGGCUCUUUAUACCAUAAUCCAUCACGUACAAUUGCAUCAUUUUUCCGAAUUAUUCACAGCUAUUCGUAACAACAAACUUCCUGAUAAAUGUUUUCGAAAGUUGGCUCCCUUCCUCGAUAGGGAUGGAUUGAUUAGGGUUGGUGGUAGAAUAAAAAACGCUGUAAUUCCUUUCGAUCAUAAACACCCUGUGUUAUUACCUAAACGCCCUCGUGUGAGUGAGUUGAUUGUGGAGGACAUACAUAAACAAUACUUACAUCCGGGUCAACGUACACUUCAGAACCUAGUUAUGCAACAGUAUUGGAUACUAGGUGCUCGGAGCGUCAUCCACAAGAUCAUAUCUAGAUGCAUCAGAUGUUUUCGGUGCAAAUCACGAGCAUACGCUCCUUGGAUGGCGGACUUACCUCCCUUCAGAGUGUCUGAAAUCAAGGCCUUCUCCGUGGUAGCAGUAGAUUUUGCGGAACCAAUCUAUAUAACCAUCAGUCGUUGCAGAGGAUCCCGUGCGGUUAAGUCCUAUAUAUCAGUUUUUGUUUGUACGGCUACCAAAGCUAUUCAUUUGGAGCUCGUUUCAGAUCUUACCACGGAGGCUUUCAUUGCUGCGCUUAGACGAUUCAUUUCCCGGAGAGGACGAUGUUUCAUGAUACUUUCUGAUCAGGGCACUAAUUUUAUUGGAGCCUAUAAUCGUCUACAAGAAAUGGCAGAAGUCGCGGGCUAUCGAUUGGACCUAACUUAUCAGUUCCAUCCACCUGGCGUUCCGCACUUCAACGGUCUGACUGAAGCAGGGGUCAAGGCUGUUAAAGGUCACUUAUUACGGGUCAUCGGGGAUCAAAAGCUUACAUUUGAAGAAGUAUACACCGUACUAACCCAGAUUGAAGCGGUGUUAAAUUUAAGGCCCCUCUCAGCCAUUACCAUUGAUCCUAACGAUCUCCAAUCCUUAACCCUCUCACAUUUUUUAUUUUUGGAGCCUCAAAAUUCUGUUGUUCUAGAGAAAGAUCUGACGCAGGUCCAACUUAAUCGAUUGGAUCGUUGGAAAUUAAUUCAAGCCAUGGUGCAACACUUUUGGAAGCGAUGGCAUGUAGAAUAUAUAACAACGCUUCAACUUCGUCAUAAAUGGAACUCGCCCUCGCCAAGCCCCGCUGUUGGUGACUUGGUUAUCAUCCGCGACGAGCAACAACCACCGCUUAGAUGGGAAACUGGAAGAAUUUGCGAAAUUCAUCCCGGUGAAGACGGAAUAAUUCGAGUUGUAACCGUUAAAACAACAAAUGGAAGGCGCCCUACAACAAAAAUAUGUCCGUUACCAAUUCCUUAA